AACGCAAGGAAGGAGAGGAGAGGUCCGGGAGGGAAGAGAGCGAAUUCGAGGAGCGAGCGAGGGAAGGGCUCGAAGGAAGGUCUGUGGGGCGACGUCAACGAGUUUUGUAUGUUUGUGCUGGAUUCGCAUUUGGCGGGUGUUCAUUUCUUGUGUUUUCCCUCCAUGUCCCGUUUCCUACACACCCUCUCCUGUUCACUCUCGUGCGGCUGAUUGAUGUCUGUGCCUUGAGACGCCUGAACUUCGGUGAGUCCGAUGGUUUGCUUUACGCUAAGAGAGAGAGAGAGAGAGAGUGAGAGAGUGAGAGACGCCUUGGAGCGAUCUCGGGGGAGAGAGAGAGAGAGAAAGUGAGAGACGCCUUGGAGCGAUCUCGGGGGAUAGCAAUCGACUGGGAAGUCUGAACAGAAGCGUUGGAUUGAGUGUCUGAAGGCGGGAUCUGUCUCGCUUGGUGUUUUUGGUUGGAGUUACAGUCAGUGGAUUGGGCUCCACUCGAGUCGUACGGAGUAGACAUCAGGAACUUCAACUGCAGAGGGAGAGGAGGCGACAGGUCGGAAGAGAGGUGGAGGAGGUGGAGGAAGAGCAUCGGGAGAGCGAAUCCCAACCGGUUUGGUCAAAACGGAGCUGGUCUCCUUCGUUUUCGGUGUUCUUCAGUCCUCGCGUGUUCGUGGCUCCAUGGGCGUGAGUAGGUUUACCGCCGAUUCCAUUCAUUUUCUUUGUCGAUCAGCUUUUUGUUGUUGUUCUCGUUGAUAGUCAGCGGGACAGCAUACCGUGGUCGGACCGUCGGUGGGUAGGCCGAAAAUGAGGAUUCAGAUUUCUUCAGAGGAUUGGAAUUUUGUUGCCACGACGAGAGGCAAAACGAGACAGGCGAACAGCGGCUGGAAUUGUUGCCCAGCGUAGAAAGGAAGAGAGAGAUAGAAAGUCGUUUGCGGAGUAUGUGGAGGGACGAGGAGGCUGUGAAGUUCUAUUUCGAAACAGGUGCCCUGCAAUAUUAGGGUUACUGUUCAUCUAUAGUUGUGACCAAUGUUGUACAAUUUGGAGUUGGUUUUGACACGGCUGUCUUCUCGCGAUCGGAGGGAGUUCGUCAUUAUCGUGGAACAGCAGUAAUCGAACGCCCGGGAUGAUCCAUCAUAUUGAAUGCAUUGGACCACCUGUCAUUGCCACUCACUGGGUGAGGUCCGGCCCAGUGCUGGUCGUUUUUCCGAUGAUUUCUGUCAGUCUUUAGGUCUGGGGUGUCAACCUUCGGUCCUCCGUGAAGUACCAUCAAUCGAAUCUCAAGCGGUCUGUAAUUAGCCUGGGACUAUGAAGCGUUUCAUGAAAGAUAUUAUGGACGAAGAUAAGGGAGGUUCGUACGUUCAAGUACGUGUCUCGAGAGUUCUGGGUCCAAGGCACAAUCUGGUCACCAACUCCAGGAAGAGGUUGCGUAAAAUCUGUGACAUCCCAGAAUCCAACGCUGCUGGUGAGGUAGACGAUUGCAUGAUCGUGAAAUCACCCCGAUCCGCAGCUCCCCCUCCGAUUGAAAGUUUUCAAUUUAAACCUCCCCGGAAGAUCUCGGAAGGAAGUUCUUCUUCUAGACGUGGAGCUGUGAAAAGUGUAUCCGAAGAGGUCCUCGAUCCAGAGCCGGAAGCUCUGGAGGAACCUCCCACUGUUAGCGAAAAUACGCGACGACCGAAAGGAAGGAAGUUUAGGGUUGCUGACAGCAGCGACGAUGAUGAAGACUAUGAACCCAAUCUGGAUGAUCAGAAAGCCCUUGACAAUGCGAAGUCUGGCUGGAGCUCUAGAGGAAAUAAUAGAGGUACAUCCGCCGCCGAUGAUGAAGCAAUUGCCCAGCUUCUUCAUCAAGACGAGCUAGAAGAGGCCGAUGAAGUCGAUGAUGUGGAACAGGAAGAGAGCAACGACGAGCUCGACCUGAUUUUCAAAACGUUGCAGAAGUGCGAUCGCAUAGCGGCGGAUCUACGUCAUGAACUUUCUCCGAACGCCCUUCUGGAGGACAGGUAUGCGGCGGUGGAUGUAUCUCAAGCGAAAAUUGUUUCUCAGGCAGAUGUCUGUGCCGCUUGUGGCAUAGGUGGCGUUAAUGGACAGAUCUUGAAGCCGUACCAGCUGGUGGGUGUGAAUUUCAUGCUGCUCUUAAAUCGGAAGAAUGUCGGAGGAGCGAUUCUUGCCGACGAGAUGGGUCUGGGGAAGACAGUGCAAGCUGUCGCAUUCUUGGCCCUGUUGAAGCACUUGGAUAAAGACCCCGGCCCUCACUUGAUCGUUGCUCCAGCCUCAUUGCUGGAUAAUUGGCAGCGAGAAUUAAAUAAGUGGUGCCCUUCGUUCAAUGUAGUGCUGUUUCAUGGCAAUGAGAGAGCCAGUCUUAUUCGGGAUCUCCAAGCCCAGAAGAAAUCCGGAGUGAGAUUACCGUUCAAUGUGAUGUUGACCUGUUAUACCCUCUUCGAAAGGCGGAGUGCUCAGCAAAAAGACGAUCGUGUGUUUUUGCGGAGCUGGAAGUGGAGUUGCGUCAUGAUGGAUGAAGCCCACUUUCUGAAAGACAAGGGCAGUUUGAGGACCAGACGUUUAAGAGAACUAGCCCAAAAGGCAAGACAAAGAGUGAUGCUCACUGGCACCCCAUUGCAAAACGACCUGCAAGAGCUCUGGGCCCUUUUAGAAUUUCUCCUACCUGACAUUUUCGACACCGGUAAAGUAGAUUUGAGUAAGGUGCUGGGGAGCCGAAACACCACAGCAUCUGCGUUACAAGAAGAUAGGGACCUGAUCGGACAAAUGAAAGCUAUUUUGGGUCCUUUUGUGUUAAGGCGCCUGAAGAGCGACGUUAUGCAGCAGCUGGUCCCUAAAAUUCACAAGGUGGAGUGCGUAAACAUGCUGCCUGAUCAGGCUUUGGCUUACAAGGAGAAUGUGGAGGAGUAUCGAGAGAUGGCACUUUCCGUGCGAAAUGCCAAAUCUUCGAACGGAUCUGCAUUUGAUGCCGUCUUGCCGAAACGGCAAAUGCAUAACAUUUUCACUCAACUUCGGAAGAUAGCCAACCACCCUUUACUCAUUAGACGCAUCUACACCGACAAGGACGUGGAGAUUUUGGCGCGGAAAUGCCAUGCCCGAGAAACGUUUGGCAAUCAGUGUACUGAGGAGCGUGUUCGGGACGAGCUCAAAGCUUACAACGAUCACGGUUUGUAUAAGUUAUGCUUGACUGAAGGUCUGAAGGGUCCUAGUUUCGCAGGCAAGUUAAAUGAUGGACAUCCGUUAGCUUCAGUUAAAUGCCAGGUCCUAGCUAAAUUGCUUCCCGAGUUGAAAAGCAUGGGCCAUCGGCCUCUGAUUUUCAGCCAGUGGACUCAAAUGCUCGAUAUCCUGGAGUGGGCCCUGGACGUAAUGGACCUCUCUUACGUUAGGCUUGAUGGAAGUACGCAGGUAAGAGAUCGUCAGGAGAUUGUGGACUCCUUUAACAACGAUCCUGAAAUUUUUGCUUUUCUCCUAUCAACCAGGGCGGGGGGUCAAGGUUUGAACUUGACGGGAGCCGAUACCGUUAUAAUUCAUGAUGUCGAUUUCAAUCCCCAAAUGGAUAGACAGGCAGAAGAUAGGUGUCAUAGGAUUGGUCAAACCAAACCUGUAACUGUGUACAGGCUUGUAAGCAAGGGUAGUGUGGAUGAAAAUAUUUACAAUAUUGCACAGCGCAAGCUGGUGUUAGAUGCCGCAGUGUUGGAGUCCGGUGGCGACGCGGAGAACAAUGACGGUGAGGCACGGACGAUGGUGGAAAUUCUUCAAGAGAUUCUCGCCUCUUCAUAAAUUUUCCCGAUCCGAGAUGACAUAUCACCAGCAUGUACAAACUCUUGGGUAACUCUCAUUGUUCAUACCGUAUCGAAGAAAAGCCGCCAAUGUAUGGUGGCACUUUGAAACACUUCUUAUAUACUUAUUUACUUGGGGGA
This is a messenger RNA of Marchantia polymorpha subsp. ruderalis, 3905 nucleotides long. Lineage: Eukaryota; Viridiplantae; Streptophyta; Marchantiopsida; Marchantiales; Marchantiaceae. The record is from the annotation of a GenBank genome assembly.